Messenger RNA from Sphaeramia orbicularis (orbiculate cardinalfish), 1420 nucleotides. RefSeq names its product wingless-type MMTV integration site family, member 3 (gene wnt3). The transcript has 4 exons. The record is from RefSeq and is a predicted model, not a curated record. Gene Ontology annotation, biological process: cell fate commitment; canonical Wnt signaling pathway; multicellular organism development. Bases 1 to 1068 code for a protein of 355 amino acids. Gene Ontology annotation, cellular component: extracellular region. Lineage: Eukaryota; Metazoa; Chordata; Actinopteri; Kurtiformes; Apogonidae. Gene Ontology annotation, molecular function: frizzled binding; cytokine activity.
AUGGAUUUGUAUCUGAUUGGAUAUUUGAUGUGUGUGUGGUUGUCCAGCUCACGGGUGCUUGGAGGCUAUCCCAUCUGGUGGUCCCUUGCCCUUGGGCAGCAGUACUCGUCUCUGGGCUCCCAACCCAUCCUGUGCGGCUCUAUCCCUGGUCUUGUGCCCAAGCAGUUGCGUUUCUGCCGCAACUACAUUGAGAUCAUGCCCAGUGUCGCUGAAGGUGUGAAACUGGGGAUACAGGAAUGCCAGCACCAGUUCAGGGGGCGUCGAUGGAACUGCACCACCAUCAAGGACAACCUAGCCAUCUUUGGCCCCGUGUUGGAUAAAGCAACUCGAGAGUCUGCGUUUGUCCAUGCUAUCGCCUCGGCGGGCGUCGCUUUCGCAGUGACGAGGUCCUGCGCUGAGGGCACGUCCACCAUGUGCGGCUGCGAUUCCCACCACAAGGGGCCCCCGGGUGAGGGCUGGAAGUGGGGAGGAUGCAGUGAGGACGCAGAGUUUGGAGUGCUGGUGUCCAGGGAGUUCGCUGAUGCCAGAGAGAAUCGUCCAGAUGCUCGAUCAGCGAUGAACAGACACAACAAUGAGGCAGGACGCACGACCAUCCUCGACCACAUGCACCUGCGCUGUAAAUGUCACGGCCUGUCAGGAAGCUGUGAGGUGAAGACCUGCUGGUGGGCACAGCCAGACUUCCGCAUGCUGGGUGACUACCUGAAGGACAAAUACGACAGCGCCUCAGAGAUGGUGGUGGAGAAGCACCGUGAGUCCCGAGGAUGGGUAGAGACACUGCGAGUCAAAUACCCCUUCUUCAAGCACCCUACUGAGCGUGACCUCGUCUAUUAUGAGGGGUCGCCCAACUUCUGCGAGCCCAACCAGGAGACAGGUUCCUUUGGGACCCGGGACCGCGCCUGUAACGUGUCAUCGCAUGGCAUCGAGGGCUGCGACCUGCUGUGCUGCGGCCGAGGCCACAACACCCGAACUGAGAAACGCAAGGAGAAGUGUCACUGCAUCUUCCACUGGUGCUGCUACGUCAGCUGUCAAGAGUGUGUACGUGUUUAUGACGUUCACACAUGCAAGUGAGAGACGGCCUGCGCUUUGAGACUGCUGGACUACAAGUGUAGCCCACCCAUCCCUCACCUCCCCAACUCCUGCACGGCUACCCUGCUUCCUCAACACAGACUUGCACACAUUAUGCAUCCACACACACACACACACGCACUUACACACACACAUGCACAACAACACAUCAUCUACACACGCACUCGCCCAAAUGGGUCUUGGCACAUUAGUAAUGGAUACUUUUUUGUAAAACCCUGCACUAGAAUCUGUCUUCCAGACCACUACAUUCAUUUCCAUAAUAUCUGACUAGAAAGUGUCCUGUGUUGACCUGAUGCAUAGUCUGGUUAUUUCCCAUUAUGGGAAGAAGCUAGAG